AUGAAUACAUCCUCUACAUCGUUCUUUUACAAGACGCCAAACGGCACAAAUUUGCAUUUCACCCAAACAGGCAACUCUUCAGGUCCCCUCGUUGUUCUUCUUCACGGACUGGGUGGAUCAACAAAAACAUUCCAGCCAGUUCUCCAAUCUCUUUCGCCACGGAUCCAUCGCUUGAUCUGUGUUGAUCUUGAAGGAUUCGGUCAAACACCUCUGUCCUCGCCUAGCACUACCCUCUCUGUCCCUCGAUAUGUCGAUGACCUGGAAUAUCUCGUGGCACAUCUGCAAGGCUCUCUUGGGGCCUCAUCUGGGAAGUUACUCUUCAUCGGUCACAGCCUCGGGUCUAUCAUCUCAAUGCACUACGCCUCAAAGCACCCAGAUCAAAUUCGGGGUCUUAUCUUGCUCGGGCCAGGUCGCUCAAUUGCCCACAUUCCCGCCGCAAGAGAGCGAAUGCUAGGUCUAGCGGCAAAGGCACGCACAGAAGGUAUUCAAGCUGUAGCGGAUAUGGCAGCUAUAUCCAACUUUCCGUUAAAAGGCACGGUUCCGCCCGAAACCCGCCAGGUCGUCAGGGAAGCGGUAGCUAGCUGUGAUGCAGAAGCGUACGCCAAGGCAUGCGAAGCAAUCGCGGGCAUUGAUCAUCUAGAUCCGGAUUACAGCUCUAUUUGUGCUCCGACUUUGCUUUUGGCAGGGAGCCACGAUAUCAUCUCUAGCCCACAAAUAUCUUUUGGGCUACAAGAGUUGAUCGGGGAUAAUGCACAGGUGAAGGUUCUUGGGGGCAUUGGACAUCAGAUGAUUCUCCAGGAUUUUGAAGGCACCACUGAUGCGAUUAAAAGUCUUAUUGAGAAAUAA
This is a messenger RNA of Penicillium pulvis, 846 nucleotides long. RefSeq names its product alpha/beta fold hydrolase. Bases 1 to 846 code for a protein of 281 amino acids. Lineage: Eukaryota; Fungi; Ascomycota; Eurotiomycetes; Eurotiales; Aspergillaceae. The record is from RefSeq and is a predicted model, not a curated record. Gene Ontology annotation, molecular function: catalytic activity. The transcript has a single exon.